AUACACAUGCACCUAGCUGUGAUAAACAUCACAAAUGAAACACAGUUGGAUAUCAGCCAGAUGCAGGCGACUGCGCUCAAGUUCUAUGGGUUUCUUCACAAUGAAGACAACAACAUCACAGGCUCAGCCGCUGUUCGAACUAAACAAAACAUCCGAAAUUUCUUCAGUGUUUCAAGAGAGGUUCAAGUUAGGGAAAUAGUAAUCUCCCCAACAGCAAUCCAGUUUACACUGCGUGCUUACAACUAUGCCGCUCUUUCUAAAUUGUGGAAAGAGCAAAAAGAACACACGCUCGGCGAAACUCUUGGAAACAUAGUUAAUGAUAACUACACUCUUAACUUAUUGCAAGUUCAAAGACUCCAUUUUGGAACCUUCAUGUCCCAAGCGGAAGUAGAAAAUUACCGACAGGUGCCACUGGUGUAUCAAGAAAACAGCCACUGCAGCCUAGAUUAUACGGAUGUGAACAAAAACAUUAAGGGCUUCAUUGGAUACCAGUCCAUUUUUACCAUGGUGAUUCCGCACUGUGUUAUCUUUUACUGCUAUUUGAGAAUUCUCUGCAGACGAUCUGAGCCCACACAGCCUGGUUCAGAGAUCACUACAUUCGAUUCCAAAAUCGUCAGGGUAUUCGCCACGUCUGCCCUACUCAACUUCAUGUCACAGUUUCCGCAUGUAAUAACAAACAUACUUUUCGGAAUGGGAAUAUUUAUCCAGCCAGCAGUAUAUUUUCUCUUGUCGAUAUUCCCAUAUAGCUCACUAGUCGUGUUAGGUCUCAUGUACUGGGCAACGUUUGCGGCGGAUGUUUGCAGAUUAUGUUGUUGUUGCUGCCCGGUGGAGAACAGGUCGUCAGAAACUGCAUCUAUGUUUGAAGUGUCGCAGGUGAUGUUGCUAAGACGCAAUAGCAGCAAUGCAGUGAACGAUAGGUCUGCUGCUCGUGUUAACAUUUUGGAUUCGUCUGCGUGAUAUGACCACAUCGACAUUAGCAUUAUGCCUUUCGCUUGGCGAUUCAGACUCUGCACGUUUUGUGUGUAU
This is a messenger RNA of Lingula anatina, 1026 nucleotides long. RefSeq lists its product as uncharacterized. The record is from RefSeq and is a predicted model, not a curated record. Lineage: Eukaryota; Metazoa; Brachiopoda; Lingulata; Lingulida; Lingulidae. Gene Ontology annotation, cellular component: membrane.